This is a messenger RNA of Tripterygium wilfordii, 1179 nucleotides long. Its product is annotated as protein Mpv17-like. Lineage: Eukaryota; Viridiplantae; Streptophyta; Magnoliopsida; Celastrales; Celastraceae. Bases 247 to 897 code for a protein of 216 amino acids. Gene Ontology annotation, cellular component: cytoplasm; membrane. The record is from RefSeq and is a predicted model, not a curated record. The transcript has 3 exons.
CUUGAAUUUUUUUUAUUUUUAUUUUCUAUAUUUAUUUUAGAGAAGAAAAGUAGUCGAUGUAGAUGGAGCUCAAAUACUCCCGCAAAACAAGAUUCUCCUUUGUUUUCAUUACCCUCAAAACGAGUCUGUAAAUCUGAAUAUUCAGACAAACACCAAAAGAACAUGAGGCCCCGAAUCCUCUAAUUCCUUUCUCUCUGUGUAACGAGAUCUCUUUAUCUUCGUUUUUGUGUUUUGGUGGGGUAGAGAAUGUUGAAGCUGUGGAGAUGGUACCAGAACUGCUUGGCGGUGCAUCCCGUUAAGACGCAGGUGAUCAGCUCAGCCGUGAUUUGGGGUUUCGGUGAUGUUGCUGCCCAGACUAUCACACACUCCACGGCCAAGAAGCACCGUCUGUUGAAGGAGGAGGAGAAAGAGCUAAAAAUUAACUGGAAACGAGUUGCUACGACGAGCUUAUUUGGGCUUGGAUUUAUUGGACCAGUCGGACACUUCUGGUAUGAAGGACUAGAUCGAUAUAUGAAGACACGACUUCAAUUGCAACCAAAUUCCUUGCGGUUUGUUGCUUCUAAAGUAGCGAUUGAUGGGAUUAUCUUUGGACCGUUGGAUCUUCUUGUUUUCUUCACUUAUAUGGGUUUUUCUGCUGGAAAGAGUGCUCCUCAGGUCAAGGAAGAUGUGAAGAGGGAUUUUCUCCCCGCUUUGAUUCUUGAAGGGGGUAUAUGGCCAAUCCUUCAAGUUGCAAAUUUUCGUUUUGUGCCCGUGAGGUAUCAACUCCUUUAUGUCAACUUCUUCUGCUUGGUCGAUAGCUGCUUUCUGUCAUGGCUUGAGCAACAACAGGAUGCUCCUUGGAAGCAAUGGUUGACAUCUUUUCUACAAAUGAAGGAACAAAAAGGUCAAGGUGGAUGAUUUCUUCCCUUGUGUAUUGCAGGUCUCCUGGCAAUAGUUAGUUACAAUACAUGUCGAGGAUUAAAGGAAAACAAAGUACUGUUAAAGUCAUAAAAUUUGCAGAUAACCCUGGCUUGGAUUUUUAUGGUUGGGGUUCGGACAGUUGAUAACUUUUCUUUAACAUUGUUAAGAUUCCUUUACUGGGAUCCAAUUUUUGAUUCGAAUAGGGAAAGAGUUUGGAUGAAAUGGUUUCUCAUUACUCUUUCAAUAAUGAUAUUGUUUUGCUUUUGUUAGUGCUUCUCA